GCAACACAUAAAAAAAUAAAAAAGUCAAACAAUCGACAAUCAAUCCGCAGCUAUGAACAGUUGGAUAUUUUGGAAAAAUAUAAAAUUACUUUGCGUUUUUUGUACCCCAUUGCUCUUUUGUUGUAUUUACGUUUAUAUUUUGUACCAACGAUACAUAGUCCGGAGAGGUAGAGGGCAAAUUAGAUUUUUCUAAUAGGUUAGAAAAAAAGUGUUUUAUAUUUUCGCUUAGUAGUGAGAUUUUCGUUAAGAAUAGUAUCGCAAACGCCUCAUUCUUUGUCUAGCUCAUGUAAAGGUUUAACACACAGGACUGUAGGCAACGUAAAAUGGAAGACCAACCCAAGGAAUCUUUAGCAGCACAAAAUGCCGAAAACACAAAGGGUGACAUAUUGGCUGGCGAUAUUCCGAAAGCCGGUGAUGAUUUAAACGAUCCUGUUGCUUCUAAAAUUGAUGGCAGUGGCGAUGCACUUAAGGAAACAUCAGAUGAGGUGACCACACUAUCUAUGGAGAGUGAAGACACUGUUGACCCAUCAAAGGCUACUCCAAAUAAGGCUUCAGAACCUGUACCUGAAGGUCAUGAUAAUGUUUGUUCACCCAAAACCGUAGAUGCCGCAUCAGACCUUCAGAAACCGAAGCCUUUUGAUAUGAAAAGCUUUAAUAACGAAACUGAACUGAAUAGUGAAGACAUAGAACUGAAAUGGGAUGAUGAUGAGGAUGGAGAUAAUGUAGUUGAUGACAAAACUCCAGGACUGAUUGAAAAACUUAAUUUAAUAGAUGACAAAAUCUCCAACAAAGAUGAUUAUUUGGAUAAGGCUGCUGAUACAACACCUAUGGAUGUAGAUGAAACAGAAAAGGAAGAGGUAUUGCCACCUGAGGCAUUAGAUAGUAAAAUAAAACUGCCGGAACAUACUGAAACAGCCAUUACUGAUGCCAAAGUGGAAACUAACAGUAAUAGACAGACUGAUGAGAGUGAUGGUAAAAUAGAUACUCCUGUUGCAUCCACAGAUGAUGUUGAAAUGGAUUCUUCUAAUAUAAGUAGUUUUGUCAAAGAAUCUAUUAAUAAAGAACUAGAAGAUAAAGUACUUGAUGCUGAAACUAGUGAUAGUGUCAAUAUGACUGAAAAAAUGGAAACUGACCUUGUAAAUGAUGAACUGUCAUCUACAUCAAUUUUAGAACACAAAAAUACCAAUGAUGACAACAUAAAGACAAUGAUAGAAAAUGAAGUAAAUACUAUGAUGUCACCAACUGAAAAGAAUGAUGAUGGCGCUCCAUCUAUUGAUACCACUUUACUUCAUAAAACAUCCAUUGGCACUGUAAGUUUAGAAGGUCAGUCAAUUCCUAGUGAUGAUCCAGGUUCUAAAAUAAUAUGUGAAAGUACAGUUGCUACGGUUGAAAACCUUCAGAAAGAUAUGCCUGAACCAUUCAUCAGCAAAGAUAUUGAUGAUCCAUCAGUUGAAACUCCUGAACCAUCUAAAGCUCAAUCUGAUGACAUUGAUACAACUACAGAUACAGCAGAAAAUGUUGCUUUGUCUACAGAAAUAUCAGAAAAUGCUGUGAGUAUAAGUACAUUGGAAAAUCCUAUUGAUUCUAGUGACACAAUAAAGAAUGUUGACUUAGUUCCAUCAGAAGUAUCAGCAACUAAUGUUAAUUCUUCUGUCAAGAAAGAAAAUAGUAAUGAAAAAGAAUUUGUUGACGCUACUCACACUAAAAAGGAGAUAGAAAAUCUCUCUCCCACAGCAAAAGAUGUAGAAGAGUGCAAAAAUAUGGGACCAAUUGCAACAUUAGAUGAAGUCAAGGAUGUCAACAAAGGUUUUGCUCUACAAAGUUCGAAAACUAUGAUGGAACCGAAAGAGACUGUAACUAACACAGAACCAAUAACUUCUGAAGAGGAAAAAAUAGAAGUUGAUACAGCAAAGGCCAAUGCAGCUAAUGAUAUCACUGACACAGUACAAAACACAAUGGAAAUUGACACUCCAGCUCCAGCAGUUGAACCAAAACCAUCUAAAUCAAAAGCUGAAGAUGAGUCUAUUGAACCACAAGACAUUAAAACAGAAUGUCCAGAACCAGUAAAAGACUCAAACCCAGCUGAUUUUGACCCAUCAUCAUCAAAUGAAGGUCAGUUAGACGAGUCUGAUGAGAUACAGGAAAUGGCGGAUAGUCUCGGACUGUUGGCUGAGUCAUCAAGGAUCAUGGAUGAUGAAGAGGAUGAAGAAGAGGAUGCGGAUGAUGACGAUGAUGCUGAUGCUGAUGAAGACCAAGAUGAUGAAAGCAACCUAAUGACAGCCGAACAGUCAGAGGACUCAAACAAUGCUCAAACUUCCGAAACAGAUGCCCCAAAAGACGCCACAGCUGAUAUUGACAUAUCAGAGAACAGCUUUGCUGGUAAAAUUGUGCAGAAAGAGACAGAGGUAGCCGUGGAAGCUGAGGAGAAAGAGAGAGAUAUAGCAGAAGAAGCAGGAGAGACAGAGACAGAUGUAGCAGAGGACACAGAGGCAGAUAUAGCGGAGGAAGCAGACGGAGAUAUAGGAGAGAGUGAGAUAGCAGCAGCAGAUGAUGUGAUAGAAGAUGCAGCGGAGGCUGAGGUUAAAGAUGCUGAGUUGGAUGUGGAUAUUGACGAUGUGGUUGUUGAGGAGAUAGAAAUUGUUGGGAAGCCACUAACCCCAGUAGAAGAGGCAACGCCAGUCAUAGCGGCAGUAGAACCAGUGGUCGAAGCCUCAGACGUUAACCCACCCGCGCAGGAAGGGGUCUCGUCGGUGCAACUGUCUGAACUGUCUGCUGACACCAGCUGGGACUCCGUAUCGGAUCGGGAGAAGAAUACGAUACUUAAAAGACUGUUGGAUAAAGAUAGUGUGGCACCACCCCUCAAGACUCUAGAUCUGACAUCCGACACGGAAUCACCAAGAAAGACGAGGUCUACAAGCAAAGCAGAGAAGAAGACUGAAGUAUUGGAACCGGACAAUAUCGUCAACAUUGUGGACUUCGGAGAGAUAUCUUCUGAGGAUGACAUCCAAGAAGUCAACCAAGAGCAAUCCAAACUCGACUCUUCGCCGACGAAAGAAGACCCAAAUUCGAGUGUGACGUCCGUGAACAUCCCUAAAGACCUGGACAUCAUCAGUGCAGCAUCAGGGAACACCUCGCAAAUUGUGGAGAAGGAUGGGGAGACCAUUAUAAAGGGUGUGCCGAAGCCUGCGCCGCCCAAAAUGGCUCGACUGAACACGAGCGAGAUAUCAAUAAAGACCACCACUGCAUCUGCUGAGCCCAAUAUUGUCAUCCCAGAAACUACGCUAAACGGGUCUAAAGCGGCAGAAAAAUCCAAGUUUGGUCUCGAAGUGUUCAGUUUGGACUCUGAUGAAGAGGAGGAAGCUGUCAAAGAGAACACGGACAAGCCGUCCGACCGUGGCGCGGGCCGCUGCAUCAACCCGCUGUGUCCGGAGACAUGUCGCGACAAGAUCGUGGCUGAUGCUGGUACGCUCAGAUACUACGACAUCGAACGUAAGAGGAAGGCGAUGGUUUGUCAAGAUUGCGCAGACGUGGUGGCUCUACGACUUCAGGGUCUGAUCUCCGGCGUGAGGUCCUCUCGCGGGCUGCUGCAGCUGCCCAUGUCGCGGCCAGAGCAGCAGCUCGUGGAGAUAUCCGACUCUGAGGAGGAGGAGGAGGAGGCGCCGCGGCCCCCGCCCCUGGGCGCCGCCGCCGCCGGAUUCCUUGAAGCACACCUGGCGGACAUGAUCAACCAGACGUGGCACAAGUACGACCUGGACGAGCGCCUGCUGGACGCCCGCGCCGAGAUCGAGAUGGAGCUCGAGCAUUUAGAGGAGGAGCGUAAAGAGAUCGACGCGAUGCUGAACGACUGCCAGGCGGCGACGGAUGCGCUGCGCAACGAACUAUACGCGACUUUCACCCCGCGAACGCAGGCUCUGCCGCCCAUCGACAUUAUAGACACGCCUUUUGCACAGUAUGCGGCGCUGUCGGAUGAUGAUAUCAAAAUUAAUCAAAAUGAAAAUGAGGUCCGAAGGUCGAAGCGGCCUCGACCAGCCUCCAUCGCCAAUAAACAAGAGAGAAUGUCUACUGAUGUCAAGAGCGAGUCGUCCGCUGAUCAACAAUUCGACAAUUCAUCCAAAAUGGAUGACGAUAACACAGACAUCAAAGUGGUCAAGCUCUCCGCGGAAGCGGCCCCGGCCGGGCUGCCCGCCGCCGGGGAGCUGGUCCGUCCGGCCCUCGCCCCGGGGCAGGUGGUGCUCGCCAUGAGACACGCCUUCGGCUCCUGGAUGAGGGCCAGCGUGCUUGAGGUGUCUUCCAAGGCCCAAUUCUCUGUGUGCAAAGUCCGCUUCGAGCAUAAAGUGAAGAACGCUGUGGUUUCCAUCACAGCCAGGCACCUCGCUUACGCCGACCCGGCGCCCGUCAGACUUACUAUCGGUACUCGAGUGGUGGCCCUGUUCAGCGACGUUUCUGACUCGACGAAGCGAAAGUCUUUCUACUCCGGAGUCAUCGCAGAGAUGCCUAACCCCGUCAACAGUUACAGAUACCUGGUGUUCUUCGACGACGGCUACGCGCAGUACGUGUCUCACGGCGACGUGCGCGUCGUGUGCGAGUGUUCGUCAUUAGUGUGGGAAGAGGUGCACCCGUUCUCCCGUGAGUUCGUGCGCCAGUACCUGCGCGCCUACCCCGAGCGGCCCAUGGUGCGGCUGCACGAGGGGCAGAGCCUCAAGACUGAGUGGAACGGAAAAUGGUGGAUCUCCAAAGUCCUCAAAACCGACGCUUCCCUGGUCCAAGUGUACUUCGAAGCGGACAACAGAAGCGAGUGGAUCUACCGAGGGUCCACCAGACUCGCCCCACUGUACCUGGAGCUGCAGGCGGCUGAGAGGCCAAGGAACAGACCCCUGCCGAGGUCCACGCAGAAUAGGGGGAUUGAAAAGCAAAACAUGCCUUACGUGGAGUAUACACGCACGGAGGAGCAGGAACAGAACAAAGCGGACGCACAGACUCAGCAGCAACAACAAGAGGAGUACAUCAAACGCCAGCGCGCGGUGGCCAAGAAGUCGACAGCUCUGCCGACGCCGCCGCCGAAGCACCCACAGCCACUCGACAAUGUCAUGAGCAGAGUCGUGUACUACACCCCCAAAGCGGCCGUGAAACCCCUAAAGAUGGUGCCCCAUUCGUGCGGCCCCUCGUGCCGGCGCGCCGACGUGCUGCCUCUUCGAGAACUGCGCACCUACAACCCGCUGGCGCGCCCGCUGCUCAGCGGCUGGGAGCGGCAAAUAGUCCGCUACAAGGGUCGCAAAGAAGUCAUGUACAGAGCCCCCUGCGGCCGCCGUCUGCGCGACAUGAGAGAGUUACACGCCUACUUACGAGCUACACAGUCGGACAUGACUGUAGAUUUGUUCCACUUCGGAGCCGGCACUCACUGUCUUGCAGAGUUUCUGCUGACCCGGUGUAUUGUUAGCAAGAAGGACCUCUCUCACGGCAAAGAAAACGUGCCCGUCCCGUGUGUGAACUACUACGACAACUCUCUCCCGGAGUUCUGUUCGUACAACACGGAGCGCACGCCGACGGCUGGGGUGCCGCUGAACCUGGACCCCGAGUUCCUGUGCGGCUGCGAUUGUACCGAUGAUUGCCAGGACAAGAGCAAGUGCGCGUGCUGGAAGCUGACGCUAGAUGGCGCUAAGACUAUCGGCAUGGACGAUGACGCGGGAUACGUGUACAGACGAUUGCUGGAUCCGGUGCCAUCGGGGAUCUAUGAGUGUAAUUCCAGAUGUAAGUGCAAACACACCUGUCUCAACCGAGUGGCGCAGCAUCCGCUACAGUUGAAGUUACAAGUAUUCAAAACCCAAAACCGGGGAUGGGGCAUCCGCGCUCUAAAUGACGUGCCUAAAGGAGCCUUCCUGUGUGUGUAUGCAGGCAAUCUACUCACCGACGCUACGGCCAAUUUGGACGGUCUAAACGAGGGCGACGAGUAUCUAGCGGAGCUGGACUACAUCGAGGUGGUGGAACAGAUGAAAGAAGGAUAUGAAGAAGAUGUUCCAGAUAAGGACAAGGAGUUGGACAAGAACGCAAACGAAGACAGCGAAGAAGACGAAUCGACCGAAUCGGACUCGGAGGAGAGACGGGAGAAGAACGACGAGCAGGACGACGACUUCCGGCCCGCGUACGACAUCCCGCAGCCAAGGGGGCCGCUGCUGUUCAAUAAGAGUCUCCGUAAGCGCGACAAGAAGAACAAGAAGGAGAAAGAGGGAUCCCCCGCGGCGGAGAAGAAGAAGCAAGGAGGAGACUGCAUCACUAUCAGUGAUGAUGAGGAAGUGAGAGAACCGCAAAGGUUUGCUGCCCAAGCAGGCAUGGGUGGCAAUGACUUCAAAUCGAAACAUAGGUCUGUUCGCGCGCAUUUCGGCAAAGAUGAGGCGUGCUACAUCAUGGACGCGAAGGUGCAGGGCAACAUCGGCAGAUAUCUUAAUCACUCCUGCCAACCAAAUGUCUUCGUGCAAAACGUAUUUGUCGACACCCACGACCCGCGUUUCCCGUGGGUCGCCUUCUUUGCACUAUCCGACAUCCGGUCCGGGACGGAGCUCACGUGGAACUAUAAUUAUGAUGUAGGGUCUGUGCCCGGGAAGACGCUGUAUUGUUACUGUGGCGCACCCAACUGUAGGGGACGGCUGCUGUAG
This is a messenger RNA of Plutella xylostella (diamondback moth), 6650 nucleotides long. RefSeq names its product SET domain bifurcated histone lysine methyltransferase eggless (gene egg). Gene Ontology annotation, cellular component: nucleus. Gene Ontology annotation, molecular function: zinc ion binding; DNA binding; protein binding. NCBI's taxonomy places the organism in Eukaryota, Metazoa, Arthropoda, Insecta, Lepidoptera, Plutellidae. Gene Ontology annotation, biological process: heterochromatin organization; negative regulation of gene expression. The record is from RefSeq and is a predicted model, not a curated record.